This is a messenger RNA of Cinara cedri, 4552 nucleotides long. Lineage: Eukaryota; Metazoa; Arthropoda; Insecta; Hemiptera; Aphididae. The record is from the annotation of a GenBank genome assembly.
CGUAAUUAUAUAUAUGACAUAAUAUUUUGUCGUGGCUACACUGACGCUUAACCUUAAAUUAUCAUGUGGCCGUAAAUCGUCGUCAAACCAUAACAGUGUCGAUUUGUUUUCUACCGAUGUAUUAGAUCUUUUUCUACUCUCAUCUUUUUCUCGGUAAGUGUGUGUGGAAUUCAUCCAUUUCAAUCCAGCGAUAUCUCUUUGUAAUUAUUUCAAAACUAUUAUUGUUCGAUUCGCUGUAAUAUAUUUAAUUCAUAUAUGUAUUACAAUUAUCAAUAAUUAAUUUAUAAUUUUUUUCUGUUUUAUAGACCCAAUCAUGGGUAGGUACGCUAAAGAACCGAAAAAUCCAACCAAGUCCUGUAAGGCAAGGGGCUCUAAUUUAAGAGUUCAUUUUAAGGUACGUCGAUCAAUUUAUAUUCAUUAAAUGCUUAAUGCUUUGUAUUUAAUUGCUGAAUAAAAUGAUUGUAGAACACAAGGGAGACAGCCAAGACUAUCAAGAAGAUGCCUCUCCGCCGUGCUGUACAAUACUUGAAAAAUAUUAAGGACAAGAAAGAAUGUGUACCUUUCAGAAGGUUCAAUGGUGGUGUUGGUCGAUGUGCUCAAGUAUGUAUUACUUGCAUUGAACUAAUAAUACCCGAUUUUAUUAAAAUAAACUUGGAUUGUUUGUAGGCCAAACAGUGGGGCCUGACUCAGGGUCGCUGGCCAGAGAAGUCUGCCGACUUCUUGUUGCAACUGUUGAGAAAUGCCGAAUCUAAUGCAGACAUCAAAGGUCUUGACAUUGAUCGCUUAUUUGUUGAACACAUCCAAGUAAAUCGUGCCCCUUGUCUGAGGAGACGUACUUACCGUGCUCAUGGUCGUAUUAACCGUAAGUUUAAUUUCCUUAUUAAAUAUCUAAUAAGUUAAUUUAUUAGUUUUAUUAUUAUUUUAUGUAAUAUUGAUGACUAAGCUUAUAAGUAAAAUUAAUUUUAUAAUUCAUUACAGUCUUAACAACUCUGCGAAUGUUAAUUAAUCUCUCUGCUUUACAAGUCUUAUGUGAGAUAUUUAAUUGUAAAACAUAGGAUAUUAUAUUUACUUGACAGUAAAGCCAAAACUUAAAAAAUACAUUUCUACACCAAUUUAUUUUUUACUAAAAUAUAGUUUAAAUUUUCUCAUAUUCAGUAGAAUUGACAAUUUUUUAUGAUAACAUAAAUAUUCAUAUUUUGUUAUUAAACAUUAGUCAAGGCUUUCAGAAUUGUACGAGUUAAAUGUUUUAUAUUUAACACUAUUAUUAUAUAUGGCUGAAUUCUAAACUGUUCAGUUUUUCUUCUGAUGACAACUUAAUAAUUGUUUUUGUGUAAAAUACUAAUUUUGGUUGCUAUGUGUAGACAGUUAAAACAAAAAAAAUUGUUUUGUUAUUAUGAUAUUAAAAAAUUGCCUAUUAGAAAACAAUUUUAACAAUUUCUUACCUAUGGAGCUUGUUUAUCAUUGCUUACAGGUAUAUAUUAAAUUACCCAUAGCAGUGGCGGCAUCUUUUUAACUUUUCAACUGUGGUCAAUUUUCAUCAUACUAUUUUUACUUUUAAAAUAUAUUAAUAGAUCUUUACAUUUUUUAUUGUUCAAAAAAUAUCUUGUGCUUUAAUACAUUUAGUACCAUUUUUUUUUAAUAUUUGAUAAGCUUUGGUCAUUGAAGCUGCAUUGUGUGUUAGAAUAACCUUGUUUUUAAUAUUCCAUUCUUGAAUUGCCAAUUUUCAUUUUUCAUUUGCAAUAUUGUCACUUAUGUGGUUAUUUUCUAUUUUGUUGGUGAGCAGAGCUGUUUAAUGCACUACAAAAAAAUUAGCAAAUUUAAAAUGUCUUUAAAUAACUCAAAAAUGGAAUAUACAUCAACAAAAUGACAAGAUUAACCAGUAUAUGACUUGAUACCAUAAAUAAAGCACAUGUAAAAUAUUAAUAUAUUAAUAUUUAAUUUUUUUAUCUCACUGUAAAUCUACUGAGUAUCUUGUACCUAGGAUAAAUAUGUUUAACACUACUGGCACUGUCAUAAAUAUUUUGUAUGUGAAAAUAUGUUGCUACUGUUGGUUGAUUACUUUCGAAUGGAGAAUCUACAUUAUCUUCUUCACUUGAUGUAAUGAAUUGUAAUUCUGGGUGCAUUCUCGUAAGGUGAUCCUUAAAAUUACUAGUAUUCUAAUGGGUUUUACAUUCUUUUUGACAGUUUUGGCGUUUUUUUUUUAUUAUUAUCAUUAUUGCUUCUUGUGAAAUAUGACCAAACAUUAGAAACUACUUUUUGUUACCCAUUUUAAAAUAAUAAUAAUAAUAAUAGAAAAAAAAUAUGUGGCUUAAAUAAUAUUAUAAAAGUGUUAUUUUAUAAACGAUAAAACAAACAAUUUAAAUUAUUGAUAAAUCUAUUAAGUUUUGAGUAUUGCUUAUUUCCUGCAAAAAAACCUUGAUAAAUGAUAAUAAAAUGUAAUAAUGAUUUUAAAACUAACGAUAGUAGUUUACAAACUAUGAUGAUAUCUAAUGAUCAAAAUUAUCUAUAGUUACCCAUCACUAACUGUUAAUUGGACUAAGCAUUUGGGUCUGUCGCUAUUCUCUUAAUAAACUGUCACAGAUACUUGUACAAGUUAGUGUACUGUGUCCUAAGAAAAUUAAAUUGUACUAGAAAAUUUGUUAAAAACUAUAAUAUUAAAUGUAAUACAGUUUAAUCUUGCUUUUUUUAUGAUGGCAAUAUACUUUUAUACUAUGAAUCACUAUUAAUAAGUCAUUCAUAUAUUAUAGUUGUGCCGUAAUUUUUUAAGAUAAACCAUUAUUUUAAUAAUUUGUCUAUCCUACACGAUAAAUUAAAUUACAUUUUUGCAUAACCUAAGUGUAAAUAAAUAUUAAAUUGUACUAAAAUUUCAAGUUAUUAACUAAAUUUAUUUUAAUUCUGAAUUGUGCCCAACAAUAAUGGCAAACAACAAUAUUUCUUGGGCUCAAGUCCAAAAAUAUAAGAUUUUAAUUUUAUGAUACUAUAGGAUUUGGACUAUAUCAAUAUUCUUUUGUCAAAUACCAUUGGAAAUUGUAAUUGUUCUUCUUUUGGUUGGUAUACAGAUUUUAUAGAGUGUCUAAGUACAUAAAUGCAAAGAUAAUUGUUCACAUACAUAAUGAAUUGUAAUUCAAUUUUAUUAUCGGUUAUUAGUCAAAAGAAUUUAUGAAACAUUUGAAAAUAGGUAUAAAAUUCAGAUAUGUAGGAAAAUAGUUAAGAUAACACUACUACCUAUAUGAGAUUGAUAACAAUUAAAUAAAAAAUUACUAUCUAUUUGGUGGCAAUUAAAUAACUUAAUAAUAAAUCCUUAAUUCACCAGUUCUCAAAUUUGUUUUGAUUUGAAAGAAAUGUGAAUUUGCAUGGGUUUGCAACUCAAAACAGGACUGUGGCUUGAUUGUGUAGCGAGUUUAGGAAAAAUUAAUAAUAUGACUUUAUUUUCUUGUGUAAUUUUAUUUUUACAAAAUAAAUAUUAAUUUCUGAAAAUACUGAUUAUAGUAUUAAAUUUAUUAUUAUCACAGUUAACUAUUUUAUUUUAUUUAAUGUUUAUAUCGCUGAAGAAAUAGAAAUUUUUAAUUUUUAUUUUUAUUGGUAACUAAGUAUGAUUGAGUUUCAUAUAAGUUUAUACUAAAAAAUUUAAGGUUGCAAUGAAAAAAAAUUUGAAAAUAACUGCCUUAAUUAAUAUUUUAUUUUUUUUUUAUAUAUAUAUAUUUUCUUGAAAAUUAUUAUAUAAAAUAUGUAAAAUUGUUGUGUUUGAUUUAAAUUUUAAUUAAAAUCUAAUUACCAUAGAUAUUAGAUUGUCUAUGAAGUACCUUAAUAUUUCAUAAAGUGAUUAAAUUUGUUACUUUUGUUUUAAAUUUAUAAUUUCUAUUAAAAUUGUUCUUGUUUUUAAUUAAGUAAUACGUUUUUUUUUUUUUUAGCUUACAUGAGUUCACCUUGUCAUAUUGAAGUAAUUCUUGCUGAAAAACAAAAGUUUGUUGCUAAAGUUCCCAAGGAUGAAGCUGAAAAGAAAAAAGUAUCCAAAAAGAAGUUAGCUAGACAAAAGGAGAAAUUAAUGCAUGAAUAGUUAUUAUUUAAUAUAUGACAAAUAUAAAAUAUUAAAAAUAUAAAGUUGUUUUUUUUUUAUAUAAUGUCAAAUUUUAUACUUGUUCCAAACAUUUUAAGCCAACUUAAAAAUUAUGAAUUAAAAAGCUUGAAUGAAAAAACUAUUCCUUUAAUUAAAGGUAUCUGAUAAUAGUUAUAAUUAACAAAAAUAAACUUUAUCCAUAAUUAUUAAUGCAAUCAUUGCUUGGUUCAAGCACAGUUAAAUGUAAUAUUUCUCUUUACCAAGAUUGUUAUUUAUAAAAUUAAAUGUGGGUUUUAAAUAGGUUCUAUAUUCUUUCUAAAUUUAUACUACUAUAAGACCUAAAAAUGUGUUGCAUUGUUACUCAUAAUGAAUAGUUAAAUAAAAAAAAUGUUUUAACCCUACUUGUAUAAUAUAGAUAGUGGGUAUUGUAACGAGCUAAGUUAUGUUGAAAAAUUAUAAUUCCAUUAUUAAUUAAAAUUAAUUAGAAUCUGGUAA